AUGAGUCGAACCAUCAUCAACCGCAUGGCCUCUGAUCAUCGUAGAGACCGUACUCUCAAACCGGCAGCCCGGUCUAUCCGAACUUCUCCCCGGGACAGCCCCAAUUCCCUCCAAAUGCACAGUGCCCUCCGUCGAAGCGCUACCCGGCAGGCCAAAAACGAUAUAUCGCUUCUAGUCAGCCAGGCGACGGAGAGAUAUCUCUCACAACACCCUCCAGCGGGAUACUCACCGCAGCCAUUCCAGGGCACGCCCGCAGCAUCUUAUGGAACCACUCCUCCAGCAUUCCCCGCAAAACCUCCAACACGCACUCCUCCACAGAUGGCUGGGGGCAUUCCCGCCGCUGUCGAGCAGCCUGCCCAUGCCUCCUGGUCUGCCGCAGCAACCAGUCAUGGAGGCAUGGGCAGGUAA
Molecule: messenger RNA, 408 nt
Organism: Aspergillus costaricaensis CBS 115574
Lineage: Eukaryota; Fungi; Ascomycota; Eurotiomycetes; Eurotiales; Aspergillaceae
Exons: 2
Coding region: 1-408 (135 amino acids)
Source: RefSeq, a predicted model, not a curated record